AUGGACAUCCGCAUCGGCAGCCUGUCCCGCGACGCCAGCGAGGCCACCGGCGCCGCCCUGGUCAUCGACGUCUUCCGCGCCUUCACCACCGCCGCCAUCGCGUUCCACCGGGGCGCGCAGCGCAUCACCCUGGUGGCCGAGGUGGAGGAAGCGCUGGAAAUCCGGCGUAGCAAUCCGGCCAUCGCCGACAUCCUGAUGGGCGAGGUGGACGGUCAGCGACCCGACGGGUUCGACCACGGUAACUCUCCCUUUGAAGCCUCCUCGGUUGAUUUCGCCGGCAAGAGCGUCGUCCAGUCCACCCGCGCCGGCACCGUGGGAACGGCGGCGGCCGGAGCGGCCGGCUGCGAUCCCAUCUACGUCACCUCCUUCGUGGUGGCCGGCGCCACCGUGCAGGCGCUGCUGGCGGAGGACCCGCAACCGGAGUUGGUGACCAUCCUGGCCAUGGGCGACCAGGGUUUCAACCGUUCGGACGAGGAUGAGCACUGCGCGCUAUAUCUCCGCAAUCGCCUCGAGGGCCGCAACCCGGACCCCGAGGCGUUGCGGAAGCUCAUCAUGGCCGGCGGCGCAACGCAGAAGUUCUUCGAUGACGCACAGCCGCAGUUCCAUCCCCGGGACGUGGCCCUGGCCCUGGAGGUGGACCGCUAUCCC
Molecule: messenger RNA, 648 nt
Organism: Geodia barretti
Lineage: Eukaryota; Metazoa; Porifera; Demospongiae; Tetractinellida; Geodiidae
Source: the annotation of a GenBank genome assembly